AUGUCGGAGCAAGACACAUCCUCUCUUCGACCGCCCGUACCGCGGCGGGUCAUCAAGAAGCGAGGGACCACCCGAGAAAGGACGGGGUGCCUGACAUGUCGUCAACGCAAAAAACGAUGUGAUCUGGGUUAUCCUGUGUGCAGAGAAUGUGUCCGAUUGAAUUAUAAGUGCAAAUGGGAAGAGCCGAGAUCCGUUGUGAAAGAUAACCACAACGCAAAGUCGGUGGUGUUAUCCAAAGACAAAGAAAACAGCCCAUUUCGAUUGUUCAACAAUCCAGAUCCAGUUCUAUUUUGGGUUGAUGAACAUGCCGACUGCACGUCCCCGUCGAGCCGCCGGCACUUUCUCCGUUAUUACACACAGACCUUCACGCAUCUUCUAACGACCAACAUUGAGAACAAUUCUUUCUUGUCUGUCUUUCUGCCGAUGGCCAUGCACAGUCCACCCUUGCUGAACACGCUGAUCGCGUGGUCGUCCGCACACCUGUCGCUGAGGGACCAUUCGUUUCAGCAGGUCGCUAUUCAGAACCGGUGUGGAGCAUUAAGUGAUCUACGCGGUGCGCUCGAAUCGGACCCUACAAACAUUGAGGCCAAUCUCGCCAUGUCCUUGGUACUGUGCUCAUUGGAGAGUAUCAUGUCAGAUAAUGGAGCCGCCUGGUAUCAACAUCUUGUCGGCGCUGCCGGUGUUAUCACAGCAAACACACCCACAGCCGUCCUCGAAGGCUCUUCCACCCCGGAAUUACUGAAGCCCUUCGAAGACGCACAUUCGGGGCGAUGGCUGCUUCGCAACUUCGCCUAUAGGGAUAUUGUCAUGGCUGUUGCGCGAGAUCAAGCUCCCCUCUUAAGCUCGCAUCAUUUUCUUCAACUCGACGAGUCUAGACUACCAGACUCGCAUUUCGGUCUUGCAUCUGAGAUCCUCGAAAUAAUUUCUCAAAUAACAGCGCUAAAUGAAGAGGUCAAGACGAUAAUUUCGACGGUACGAAGCAGAACCGAUAGCAAUUUCGCAUUCAAUCAUCAGACAAAAAGCGUUCACGAUGAAUUUGAACAGGCUGAAAUCAUGACCAGAUUCAUGUCGCUUGAGGCCAGACUGAAUCUUUGGGCAUGCCCAGCAUCCACAGACACAUCGUUGAGAUUAUUAGCGGAGACCUAUCGAAGCUCAGCAUUCAUACACCUCUACCGCUCACAACGGAGAGCCUUCCCACACCAAGCAGUAGAGCUCUCGAAAAAGGCAAUGGCGCAAGCAGCAGCAAUCGUCGAGAGCAUCGAGCAAAUGCCGACCCGCAGUUUACCCGAAUGCACAUUGCUCUUUCCGAUAUUUCUUGCCGGAGGAGAGUCAACAGACGAAUCGCACAUCAAAAGCAUUCGGGAUAGAAUGCUUGAUAUGAUCGAGUCGCGGGGAUUCAGAAAUGUGCAAGUGGCGCUGUCAGUCCUGGAGAAGCUGUGGCGCCUCAGGAUUGCGCGGAAAUCUUCAAGCUCGUCCGUGCGUGUUGACUGGCUUGAUAUUGUACAACAGGAUGGAAUUGAGCUCUCUUUAUCAUGA
Molecule: messenger RNA, 1536 nt
Organism: Penicillium manginii
Lineage: Eukaryota; Fungi; Ascomycota; Eurotiomycetes; Eurotiales; Aspergillaceae
Product: Zn(II)2Cys6 transcription factor
Exons: 3
Coding region: 1-1536 (511 amino acids)
Biological process (GO): positive regulation of transcription by RNA polymerase II
Cellular component (GO): nucleus
Molecular function (GO): transcription cis-regulatory region binding; zinc ion binding; DNA-binding transcription factor activity, RNA polymerase II-specific
Source: RefSeq, a predicted model, not a curated record